UUAUUUUAUUUUGAAGAGGCUAAUUGGGAAUCUUCAUUAAGCUUUGUGAUCAAGCCUACUCUUGCACGCUAACUAACGACAUAUUUUCUUCUUAUCUUAUUGUUGCAGACUUUUGGGUCAUCAUUGAGCUUGGUGUAGGUAAAGAAAUUUCAUCACUUUUGUUCCUCUGCGCCCUUUUCUUCAUCUCAUUCAUUUAUAAUCCAAACCUUUGCUCUGUUACUCCCUUGGAUCACCGGUGUUUGGUUCAUUUGGAGCAGUGAGGUCUUUAAUCUGAUUUUUUUUUAACCAAUUCAUGGCGGAACUGAUAGGACCCCGCUUGUAUUGCUGCUCUAAUUGUAGAAACCAGGUCUCACUCCACGAUGAUAUAAUUUCCAAGGCUUUUCAUGGAAGAAAUGGCCGAGCCUUUCUGUUUUCCCAUGCAAUGAAUGUUGUGACAGGGCCAAAAGAAGACAGGCAUCUAUUGACUGGCCUCCACACUGUUGCUGAUGUUUAUUGUGGUGAUUGCCGUGAAGUGUUGGGUUGGAAGUAUGAAAGAGCUUAUGAAGCGUCCCAGAGGUACAAGGAAGGAAAGUUCAUACUUGAAAAGUCAAAAAUUGUUAAGGACAACUGGUAGCAUUACACCAUAACCUCAGUCCAUUCAUUCUGCUCUUCAUGUUGCUUCUUUCAUGCUUUGUUGUGUAAUCUUGUAUAGGAGAACCUUCAACCAUUUGAAAAUUGUCAUUGUUUCCCCACCUUCAAUUUCCCCAGGUUAUGGCCAGAAAUGAAAUUGGUAUAUAAACUGUUUAUUCCUUGUUAAUAGUAUUGUGUAUUCAUUUCUGCUCUAUGGA
Messenger RNA from Vigna radiata var. radiata (mung bean), 827 nucleotides. RefSeq names its product protein yippee-like At4g27745. Bases 293 to 613 code for a protein of 106 amino acids. The transcript has 2 exons. Lineage: Eukaryota; Viridiplantae; Streptophyta; Magnoliopsida; Fabales; Fabaceae. The record is from RefSeq and is a predicted model, not a curated record.